UUCAUUAUCUGCUGGCGGAGCUCUGAAGAAAUGGUGGCCUCACUUUGCAAUACCACAUGCUCGUUGCUUCUCCGUCCGCAUCUCUCCCAAAAUUAUACCAGCGAUAAAUGUAGUGCACGAAAAUUAACUUCGAAUAAAUCAGAGUUAAGAAUAACUAACUCGAGAGCUGGUAAAGUGAACAUGGACCUCAAUCUCGACGGAGGGGAAAAACUGUAUCUCGGAAUGGACUUCGGUACAUCUGGCGCUCGGUACGCGCUGAUCGAUAAGGAAGGAGAGCUACGCGCCGAGGGAAAAAGAGAGUAUCCUCUUUACAUGAGUGAAGAAACAGUGGAUUGGGUAAAAUCGUGGAGGACGACACUUUUCGGUCUCUUGGAAGAUAUUCCGGUUAGUCUUCGCCCAGCCGUCGCUUCCAUUUCAAUUGACGGUACUUCUGCAACAACAAUUAUCGUUGACGGCAAAACAGGGGAACCCUUGUGUAAGCCUUUCCUAUAUAACCAGAGCUGUGCAGAAGCUUUACCAAUUGUGAAAGCAAUAGCACCUCCUAACCACACAGUUUGCUCCGGAUCUUCAACACUGUGCAAACUCGUCUCGUGGUGGAAUACUUCUUCCGAUAUACCUAAAAUGCCAGCUGUACUAUUGCAUCAAGCUGAUUGGCUGUUGUGGCUUCUUCAUGGAAAUCUCGGAGUUUCUGAUUACAACAAUGCCUUGAAAGUGGGCUAUGAUCCAGAAGUAGAGUCGUAUCCUCCAUGGCUGCUCUCUCAGCCGUAUUCCAGCGUUUUGCCACGUGUACAAGCUCCCGGGACCACAAUUGGCACUAUGAAAGAGAAUAUCAGAACUCAAUUUGGUUUUCGAGAGGAUUGUGUUAUUUGCACAGGAACUACCGACAGUAUAGCAGCCUUUCUCGCAGCACGUGCCAAUGAAACCGGAAAAGCUGUGACGUCUUUGGGUUCAACACUUGCUAUAAAACUACUAAGCACUAAAAGAGUAGAGGAUGCUCGUUUCGGUGUGUAUAGCCAUAGGCUUGACGAUAAAUGGCUUGUCGGUGGAGCUUCAAACACGGGAGGAGCUGUUCUCAGGCAAAUCUUUACUGACGAUCAGCUCGUAAAACUGAGCAAGCAGAUAAAUCCCGCUAAAGCUUCUCCCUUAGACUAUUAUCCCCUCAUUGAUGUCGGUGAACGAUUUCCUGUGGCAGACCCCAAAAUGGAACCCCGGUUGAAUCCUCGGCCAGAAAGUGAUGUUGAGUACUUGCAUGGUAUUUUGGAGUCGAUUGCUCGUAUUGAGGCAAAGGGGUAUAAGUUGUUGAAGGAUUUAGGGGCAAGCCGAGUUGAUGAAGUGUUUACUGCUGGCGGAGGGUCGAGAAACGAGAAAUGGAUAGAGAUACGAGAGAGGGUGCUUGGUUUGCCUGUGAGGAAGGCGCUUCAAACUGAAGCUGCUUAUGGAGCUGCUUUAUUAGCCUUGAAAGGUGCCUCUGCUGCUGCUGCACAAUAACAACAUUUCACACCAGCUAAUUAUUAUUAUUAUUAUUUUUAAUUUACUAUUACCUUUCGAAUUUGCACUUCUAGUUGGUAUCAAAAGUUUAUUUUCCAGAUUUAUUUGCUUAA
Messenger RNA from Erythranthe guttata (spotted monkey flower), 1601 nucleotides. It is a transcript of the gene XK-1, whose product is annotated as xylulose kinase-1. The record is from RefSeq and is a predicted model, not a curated record. Gene Ontology annotation, biological process: xylulose metabolic process; phosphorylation. Gene Ontology annotation, molecular function: D-ribulokinase activity; D-xylulokinase activity. Lineage: Eukaryota; Viridiplantae; Streptophyta; Magnoliopsida; Lamiales; Phrymaceae. Gene Ontology annotation, cellular component: cytosol.